Molecule: messenger RNA, 2075 nt
Organism: Papaver somniferum (opium poppy)
Lineage: Eukaryota; Viridiplantae; Streptophyta; Magnoliopsida; Ranunculales; Papaveraceae
Exons: 17
Coding region: 122-1609 (495 amino acids)
Molecular function (GO): protein binding
Source: RefSeq, a predicted model, not a curated record
ACUGGCGGGAAAUGAAAUUUCAUCCGCCUUCUAAAUCCGUGAAUCAUCAUCUCCUCGGCCUUUAUCUAGUCUUUCAUUUUGUCUCUCACAUAUUCAAACCCCUAAUUUAGCUCUCAAUCUAAUGGAGAAAUACGUAGUUCACUGUCCCCCUUCUCCUGAUAACCCUAAACCAUCUUUCCUGUGCAGGCCUCCAUGGGAGAGGAGCGUUGCUGAGUUGGUUGGUAGAUAUUCUCCAAAAUACCGCCACGAUGUCUCCACUUUGUUGCUUGAAUCGUACUCUGAGAUAGGAGCAUUUCCACACGAGUAUGAAUCCGGUGGAUUGGCCUGUCGAACUCAUAUGAAUCGGGUGAUUAAUAUUGCAAAUAGAAACACUAGCCUAUUUCUUAGAAGGGAUGGGAUAUCUGCACUCGAAUUUGACAGCAAGGGGGUAUAUGUCGCCUCGGUAACAAAAUCCGGGUGUCUAACAGUUCAUGAUUUUGAAACUCUCUAUUGCCUCAGCAAUGGCUCGUCGCCAUGUUUGAAGGAAGAUGAAACAAAGCACUUGCUGCACCUUUCUACAAAUCAACAGCUUGAUGUUGUUCGGUGGAAUAUUGCGAACCAAGACGAGGUUGCUUGCACAUCGGUGCAGAGUAAUGAAGUUCUAAUAUUUGAUAUUGGUUAUGUCUCUUCCGAACCAGUUGAAGUGUUAAGGAAGAGACCUUCUGUCACUGUGUAUGGAUUUGAAGUACCCAGAGGCUUAUCUGAUAUUUCUUUUACUUCAUCUGACAAGUCAAGGUUGCUUGCAUCUGAUAUGAGUGGAGCUAUCAACCUAUGGGACAGGCGAGUGAGCAACCUUCCAUGUCUGGAGCUUAGUACUAAUUCCCGGAGCAAUCUUAACAGUAUCCAGUUAAAUGUGGAAAAUCAAAUUGUUUUUGGAGCUGGUAAAAACGGAAUCAUCUAUGCUUGGGAUCUUCGUGGAGGAAGAACAUCUUGUGCGUUUCAGAGUCAUAAAGAGGUAUCUCAUUCUCCCCUAACAUCAUGGAAGAUAGCAUUGCUGUUGGAGGGAAUUGGAUCAUUGAAGGCACAAUCAGACAUUCGGUCGAAGGAGAUUCACUCUAUUGACCUUGAUCCAUCUUGCUCGUAUCAGUUGGCUUUCCACCUCGAUGAUGGUUGGUCUGGUGUUUUGGAUACCAAUAACUUUCAAGUGACCCAUAUGCAUUGCCCGCCCCCUGCUUGGCUGAAUGGUCCAGACAUGUCAAACAAUUGUUUGUCACUGAGAAAGCCAUCAUGGCUGCCUACAAGUUCGAUUUAUGCGGUCGGAUCAUCAUCUGAUGAUGGGAUUCAUCUCUUAGAUUUCUACCCAAGGCCAGACUCAGCUUGCCAUGUGGACUUGAAUGAGGAUAUACAGAGCAUUCUUGAAGAGAAGAAUAAAAAAGCACGAAAUCGGUUCAUUCCUUUGUCAGAAGGUGUUUCUGUCUGUGCUACACAUCCCCUCAAUGGGACCAUCAUUGCCGGAACUAAGCAAUCAUCUUUGUUGGUGAUUUCUCAAAGACACCAAUCUUUCGGGAGCGUAGACGAUGAUAAUUCAACCAAUGCCGGAGAUUUGUCAGAAGAGCAGAAACUGGAUUGACAUUCUAUUGAGUAUGUCAACGUUGUCUGGCCAGCGAUCUCAUGGUUGGAUUUCAGCAGCUGGUGACACCAACAAUCUCUUGGUUUGGGUUUCAGUUAGGUUAGAAUUUGGCAACUAGUCUCAGUUGUGCAAGUAACUGAAUACUACAAAUACUCAAAAGCUGCAGAAUGAUAGGGCGAAACAAAAAUUAACCAACAUUGAUGUCUGAGGAGAUCUACAAUUGAAUACUCAAAGGCUGCAAAAUGAUAGAGCCUCUCCCGCACUGAAGGAUCAGCAAAAUCCUGAUUAAAUCCAUAAUUCACAACUGAAAAAGACCAUUUGUUAUCUUUUCAUUUCUUGUCAUGUCAUCCAGUUUUACGAGAUCAUUGUGUAACUGAAAUAGGACCAAGAAUGUGUUAUAUCAAAAAUCUAUAUUGAAUUCUAAGUGUUAGAAAAUCUUCUAUGUCUGAAUUACUGAAAGCGUUGU